UUGGAGUGCUGGGGAACUUUUUCCCCUUCUUGAGGCCGGGAGAAAGGGAAUGCCCAAUUCAGAGAGACAUGGGGGCAAGAAGGACGGGGGCGGAGGAGCUUCUGGAACUUUGCAGCCGUCAUCGGGAGGUGGCAGCUCCAACAGCAGAGAGCGUCACCGCUUGGUGUCGAAGCACAAGCGGCAUAAAUCCAAGCACUCCAAAGACAUGGGGUUGGUGACCCCCGAAGCAGCACCCUUGGGUACAAUUAUCAAACCUUUGGUGGAGUAUGAUGAUAUCAGCUCUGAUUCAGACACCUUCUCUGAUGACAUGGCUUUCAAACUAGACAGGAGAGAGAAUGAUGAACGCCGUGGAACUGACCGGAGUGACCGCCUGCACAAACAUCGUCACCACCAGCACAGACGUUCUCGGGACUUACUAAAAACUAAACAGACGGAAAAAGAAAAAAAUCAGGAAGUCUCCAGCAAGUCGGGAUCGAUGAAGGACCGGAUAUCAGGAAGUUCGAAGCGCUCGAAUGAAGAGAAUGAUGACUAUGGGAAGACACAGAUAUCCAAAAGCAGCAGCAACAAGGAAUCCAGGUCGUCCAAACUCCAUAAGGAGAAGACACGGAAAGAACGUGAGUUGAAGUCCGGGCACAAAGACCGGAGUAAAAGUCAUCGGAAAAGGGAAACACCCAAAAGUUACAAAACAGUGGACAGCCCAAAACGGAGAUCCAGGAGCCCCCAUAGGAAGUGGUCUGACAGCCCCAAGCAAGAUGAUAGCCCCUCUGGAGCUUCUUAUGGCCAAGAUUACGACCUCAGUCCCCCAAGAUCUCACACCUCCAGCAAUUAUGACUCCUACAAGAAGAGUCCUGGAAGUACCUCAAGAAGGCAGUCAGUCAGCCCUCCUUACAAGGAGCCUUCAGCCUACCAGUCCAGCACCCGGUCACCCAGUCCCUACAGUAGGCGGCAGAGGUCUGUGAGCCCCUAUAGCCGGAGACGCUCAUCCAGCUAUGAAAGGAGUGGCUCUUACAGUGGGAGAUCACCCAGUCCCUAUGGGCGAAGGCGUUCCAGCAGCCCUUUCAUGAGCAAGCGGUCUCUGAGUCGGAGUCCACUCCCCAGUAGGAAAUCCAUGAAGUCCAGAAGUAGAAGUCCUGCAUAUUCAAGACACUCAUCUUCUCAUAGUAAAAAGAAAAGAUCUGGGUCACGCAGUCGACAUUCCAGUAUCUCACCUGUCAGGCUUCCAUUGAACUCCAGUCUGGGAGCUGAACUCAGUAAGAAAAAGAAGGAAAGAGCAGCUGCUGCUGCUGCAGCAAAAGUGGAUGGAAAGGAAUCCAAGGGUUCACCUAUAAUUUUGCCUAGAAAAGAGAACAGUUUAGUAGAGGUUAAGGAUUCAGGCUUGGAGUCUAAAAAGUUAUCCAGAGUUGUAAAAUUGGAAAAAUCUGCUCCAGAUACUGAACUGGUGAAUGUAACACAUCUAAACACAGAAGUCAAACAUUCAUUAGAUACAGGGAAAGUAAAGUUGGAUGAGAACCCUGAGAAGCAUCCUGUUCUUAAAGAUUUGAAAGCACAGGGAACAAGAGACUCUAAACCUAUAGCAUUGAAAGAGGAGAUUGUUACUCCAAAGGAGACAGAGACAUCUGAAAAGGAAACUCUUCCACCUCUUCCCACAAUUACUUCUCCACCACCCCCUUUACCAACUACUACCCCUCCACCUCAGACACCCCCUUUACCACCUUUGCCUCCACUACCAGCUGUUCUACAGCAGCCACCUCUGCCUCCUCCCCAACCAGCAUUUAGUCAGGUUCUUGCUUCCAGUACUUCAACUUUGCCCCCUUCUACUCAUCCAAGGACAUCUGCUCUAACCUCCCAGGCAAAUUCUCAGCCCCCUGUACAGGUUUCUGUGAAGACUCAAGUAUCUGUAACAACUGCUAUUCCACACCUGAAAACUUCAACAUUGCCUCCUCUCCCCUUCCCACCUUUAUUACCUGGAGAUGAUGAAAUGGAUAGUCCAAAGGAAACUCUUCCUUCAAAACCUGUAAAAAGAGAGAAGGAACAGAAGACACGUCACCUACUUACAGACCUUCCUCUCCCUCCAGAGCUCCCUGGUGGGGAUCCAUCUCCCCCAGACUCGCCAGAACCAAAGGCAAUCACACCACCUCAGCAACCAUAUAAAAAGAGACCAAAAAUUUGUUGCCCUCGUUAUGGAGAAAGAAGACAAACAGAAAGUGACUGGGGGAAACGUUGUGUGGACAAGUUUGACAUUAUUGGGAUUAUUGGAGAGGGAACGUAUGGCCAAGUUUAUAAAGCCAAGGACAAAGACACAGGGGAGCUUGUGGCCCUGAAGAAAGUAAGACUAGACAAUGAGAAAGAGGGCUUCCCAAUCACAGCCAUUCGUGAAAUCAAAAUCCUUCGUCAGUUGAUCCACCGAAGUGUUGUUAACAUGAAGGAAAUCGUCACAGAUAAACAAGAUGCACUGGAUUUCAAGAAGGACAAAGGUGCCUUUUACCUUGUAUUUGAGUAUAUGGACCAUGACUUAAUGGGAUUGCUAGAAUCUGGUUUGGUGCACUUUUCUGAGGACCAUAUCAAGUCAUUCAUGAAACAGUUAAUGGAAGGAUUGGAUUACUGUCACAAGAAGAAUUUUCUACAUCGGGAUAUUAAAUGUUCUAACAUUUUGCUGAACAACAGUGGGCAAAUCAAACUAGCAGAUUUUGGACUUGCUCGACUCUAUAACUCUGAAGAGAGUCGCCCUUACACGAACAAAGUUAUUACUCUGUGGUACCGACCUCCAGAAUUGCUCCUGGGAGAGGAACGUUAUACGCCAGCCAUAGAUGUUUGGAGCUGUGGGUGCAUACUUGGGGAACUGUUCACAAAGAAGCCUAUUUUUCAAGCCAAUCUGGAACUGGCUCAGCUAGAACUGAUCAGCCGACUCUGUGGUAGCCCUUGUCCAGCUGUUUGGCCUGAUGUUAUCAAGCUGCCCUACUUCAACACCAUGAAACCGAAGAAGCAGUAUAGGAGGCGUCUACGAGAAGAAUUCUCUUUCAUUCCUUCAGCAGCUCUUGAGUUACUAGACCACAUGCUGACGCUAGAUCCUAGCAAGCGUUGCACGGCUGAACAGACCCUACAAAGUGACUUCCUUAAAGAUGUCGAGCUCAGCAAAAUGGCUCCUCCAGACCUCCCCCAUUGGCAAGAUUGCCAUGAAUUGUGGAGCAAGAAACGGCGACGGCAACGACAAAGUGGUGUUGUAUUGGAAGAGCCACCUCCAUCCAAAGCCUCUCGAAAAGAAACUACCUCAGGGACAAGUGCUGAGCCUGUGAAGAACAGCAGCCCAGCACCACCUCAGUCUGCUCCUAGCAAGGUGGAGCCUGGGGCUGGGGAUGCUAUAGGCCUUGGUGACAUCACACAGCAGCUGAAUCAAAGUGAAUUGGCAGUGUUACUGAACCUGCUGCAGAGCCAAACUGACCUGAGCAUCCCUCAAAUGGCACAGUUGCUUAAUCUCCACUCUAACCCAGAGAUACAGCAGCAGCUGGAGGCCCUGAACCAAUCCAUCAGUGCCCUGACUGAAGCCACUUCUCAGCAGCAGGACUCAGAGCCCAUGGCCCCAGAGGAGUCUUUGAAGGAGGCACCCCCUGCCCCAGUGGUCCAGCCUUCAGCAGAACAGAUGACCCCUGAAGCAUCAAGCACACCAGCUGACAUGCAGAAUAUGUUGGCAGUUCUCUUGAGCCAGCUGAUGAAAACCCAGGAGCCAGCAGGCAGCCUGGAGGAAAACAACAGUGACAAGAACAGUGGGACACAGGGGCCCCGAAGAACUCCCACAAUGCCUCAGGAGGAGUCAUCAGCAUGUCCUCCUCACAUUCUUCCACCAGAGAAGAGGCCCCCUGAACCCCCUGGACCUCCACCGCCGCCACCUCCACCCCCUCUGGUUGAAGGCGAUCUUUCCAGCGCCCCCCAGGAGUUGAACCCAGCCGUGACAGCCGCCUUGCUGCAACUUUUAUCCCAGCCUGAAGCAGAGCCUCCUGGCCACCUGCCACAUGAGCACCAGGCCUUGAGACCAAUGGAGUACUCCACCCGACCCCAUCCAAACAGGACUUACGGAAACACUGAUGGGCCUGAAACAGGGUUCAGUGCCACUGACACUGAUGAACGCAACUCUGGUCCAGCGUUGGCAGAAUCCCUGGCCCAGACCCUGGUGAAGAACAGGACCUUCUCAGGCUCUGUGAGCCACCUUGGGGAGUCCAGCAGUUACCAGGGCACAGGGUCAGUGCAGUUCCCUGGGGACCAGGACCUCCGCUUUGCCAGGGUCCCCUUAGCAUUACACCCAGUGAUUGGGCAACCAUUCCUGAAGGCUGAGGGAAGCAGCAACUCUGUGGUACAUGCAGAGACCAAAUUGCAAAACUAUGGGGAGCUGGGGCCAGGAACCACUGGGGCCAGCAGCUCAGGAGCAGGCCUUAACUGGGGGUCCCCAGCUCAGGCUUCUGCUUAUGGAAAACUCUAUCGGGGGCCUACAAGAGUCCCGCCAAGAGGGGGAAGAGGGAGAGGAGUUCCUUACUAACCCAGAGACUUCACUGUCCUGAAAGACUCCUUCCCUGUCCAUCCUUCCAUCCUGUCCUCUGAACCUUUAAUGAAAUCAUUUGCCAGAGCGAGGUAAUCAUCUGCAUUUGGCUACUGCAAAGCUAUCCAUUGUAUUCCUUGCUCACUUGCUACUAGCAGGCGACUUACAGAAUAAUAAUGUCGGCACCAAUUCCCCCUGGAUGGGCUAUAGCCAGAAAAUUUAUUUCAACUCUACCUGGUAGAUAUAAGUAGCGAAUAUGGAGAGGAUCAUUAAUUUGAAAAGUAAAUGUUUUAUUAGCUCAUUGCCUGCAUUUCUUCAGAAGAGAAAGAGAACAGUAUCAGUUCUGAGAUGAGAUGACUGGGAGAAGCUCUCUUUAGGUUUUUUAAAUUUGGGGUUUUUUUUUAUUUUAUUGUUUUUAGUUUAGUUUGUCCCCCCCUCCCCCUUUUUUUUUUAAUAUAGGGGUAUUGGUUUUUUUGUUUUUUUUUGUUUUGGCUUUUUUAAGAGACAAAUGUUCACAAAAUUUGAGCUGCUCUUAGGCUUUUGCUCUAAGGGAAAGAGAAUGACCUGGCUGAGUUAAAUAAAUGUUUCCUUCCUCUCCCACCAUCUCAUGUUUUUGCUUUUAAGCAAACAUUUUUUCCCCAUUGAGCAUCUUGAACAUACCUUUUUCCAAAUAAAUUACUCAUUCUUCAAAUUUGCUCCACUUUAACAAAAGGCAUGCCCCUCUCCCUGCACGUAAAGCAGGUUGUAGAAAGUGGCAUUCUUGGGCAAGUAGGUAGACUUUACCCCAUCUCCCAACUCUUUCUUUUUUGCCCCAUCUUGAUAAAGUUUUUUUCUCUCCCCCUUUCUCUUAUUCUCUCCCUCCCUCCCUUUCUCUCUCCCUCUCCCUCCUUCCCUCUCUCUCUUUCUCUGUCUUUUUGAGGCAUUUGUUUGGAAAAAAUUAAUUGUUGAGAUGCCCAAGAACCUGGGAUAAUUCUCUACCUUUUUUGAAAUAAAGGAAAGGAAAUUUGACUCCUACAUUGUUCUCUGUAACUUAUCAAUUCCAAAAAGUUUUAUGUUUUUUGCUUUUUAAACCAUGUUCUGAUGGGGAAGUUGAUUUGUAAAUGUGGACAGCCUAGGACUUUGCUGCUGAGUUGGAGUUAGAGAUGAUUUCUUCAUACCUAGAGGGCUAAUAAGAACAGUUAGCAUAUUGUUUACACAUGUAUUUUUAUGUCAAAAACAAACAAACAAACCAGACUUUGAAACAGCAUUGUAAUAUUGUCAAAGAGGGAAAAAAAAAUACAUCCUGAAAAUACAUGGAAACAUAACUUAGUUUAGGGUGGGUAUUUUUCUGAAGAUGUAUCAAUACCUGAUACCUUUUUUAAAAAUAACUUGGGAGCAGACCAUGACAAAGAACAGUAUUGACAUAUACACAACCCAGCAUGUAUAUCCUACCAAUUCUGUUAGGAAUUUUCCUUCAGAGGGGUUUGGUUUUUAUUUCGGUGUUGGUAAAAGGGGUUAAAUUAUAGCUUCCUGGCAAAAACUUCGCUAUAUCACGAACAGGAAAUGGGAAGGGAAAGGCUCUCAAGGUGGGCUAAUUUGGGAGGCUUCUCAUUCUGGCUUCCAAUUCUAUGUGAGUACCAGCAUAUAGUGUGUUUUAAAAACAAAUACACAUUCAUAUAAAUUAUCUGCAUAGACUUAGACCUUUAUGAAACAUAGGUUAGCCCCCUUUUAUAAAGAAAAGGCAAACAUGCUUCAGCACUUGGAGUAUAGUUUUCAGAAUUCAAGUGAAGUUUUGUGUUUCAUUGCCAAGUUCGUAUAUAAAAAAUAAAUUACUUAUAAGAGAAAGGUGCACUAAUAAAAAGAAAAUCUUUAUAGAAGUGAAAGAAGAACCCUCUUCAGAUACAUGAAGACUUUUCCCCUGCUACUGAAAUAGGUAGAUAACCAAUGUGUGUAUUUCUUUAUUAUUCUCUGGUUUUUGGUCUGGCCUUGCCCUAAGGGCCAAGCAUUGAUUAGAAAGAACCAUCUAACCAUUUUGGCAUUGAUGGCCUUUUAUACCAGUGUGUCCAAUUAGAUUUGCUAGGCUCACUGAGAUGAUAUUGGUAAAUUGCAUUAAAGUUCAUCUGAACCUGUCUGUUGACUUUUUAGUCCUCAGACAUGGGCCUUUGUAUUUUAGAAUAUUUGAAUUUGAGGCAUUUGGCCCCAUUCUCUCCUGUUUUGAUUAAAGAACCUAAGCUUGGGAUACUUUCUCAAGUAUCUGUUUAGUGAAAAAUUGGUUUUUCCCAUCAAAUAUGAAUAAAAUUCUCUGUAUGUUUUCAUUGUA
This is a messenger RNA of Choloepus didactylus (southern two-toed sloth), 6827 nucleotides long. RefSeq names its product cyclin dependent kinase 12 (gene CDK12). The transcript is spliced from 14 exons. Gene Ontology annotation, cellular component: cyclin/CDK positive transcription elongation factor complex; nucleus. Gene Ontology annotation, molecular function: cyclin-dependent protein serine/threonine kinase activity; cyclin binding; ATP binding. Bases 50 to 4528 code for a protein of 1492 amino acids. Lineage: Eukaryota; Metazoa; Chordata; Mammalia; Pilosa; Megalonychidae. Gene Ontology annotation, biological process: transcription elongation by RNA polymerase II; positive regulation of transcription elongation by RNA polymerase II; protein phosphorylation. The record is from RefSeq and is a predicted model, not a curated record.